AUGUAAUAUAUAGGAUUAGUCUUACUAUUAGCAACAGCUUUAUCUUAGAGUAGAUUAUCAGUAGAUGUAUAUACAGAAUCUUUAUGUCCUGAUUGUAUGGAAUUUUUAUUGAACUCCUUAACAGAGGCAGUUGAUACUCCAGAUAUUGAAUAGAUGGUAAAUAUAAGAGUAGUACCAUAUGGAAAUGUUAAGAGAGUAUAUAAUUAAGCAACUGGUAAAUGGUAAUUCACAUGCCAACAUGGAGCAGUAGAAUGUUAUGGAAAUUAUAUCUAAUUAUGUGGUUAGAGUAUAUUGGCACAAAAAUAUCCAACAAAUAAUGAAAUUUUAUAAGUUUAAUGGGCAAUAUGUAUAGAUAGAAGAAUAUUUAAACCAUAUACAAAUACUCGUUUUGAUGAAGCAGCAAGUCUAUGUGCCGCUGAUUUUGGUAUUUCAGGAGCUUCUGUUAAAGAAUGUGCUAAUGUAUGAAUUAUUAAUAUAUAUAUUUUUAGAAUGAUUAAGGUUAUAAAUUACAUUUAGCAGCAGCUGAAGAAACAGAUAAACUUUCACCAGCACAUCAAUAUGUUCCAUGGAUAACAACAAAUAAGAGACAUAGUGUGACUGAUGAAAAUCUUAUAUUAGAAGAUUUAGUUACAUGGGCAUGCAAUAAUUACAAAGGUGUUAAAAUUGAUGCUUGCACUACUAGAAGUGCUUGAUUUAAAUAAAU
Messenger RNA from Paramecium sonneborni, 703 nucleotides. Lineage: Eukaryota; Ciliophora; Oligohymenophorea; Peniculida; Parameciidae. The record is from the annotation of a GenBank genome assembly.